Molecule: messenger RNA, 498 nt
Organism: Suillus clintonianus
Lineage: Eukaryota; Fungi; Basidiomycota; Agaricomycetes; Boletales; Suillaceae
Product: NADH-ubiquinone oxidoreductase 12 kDa subunit
Exons: 3
Coding region: 98-334 (78 amino acids)
Source: RefSeq, a predicted model, not a curated record
AUUGUCACCACGUGGUGCGAGACUCGGAGCGGAUCAUUAUGGAGCCGAAAACGUGAAGGUACAAACAAGAACCAAACAAUUCUUAGUUACCGCGACCAUGUCCGAGUACGCAGACAAACCCGAGCUCAUAAAAUCGAAACUCCAAGAACGCGAAGAGUUCGUUCGUGAGUCUUGGGUGAAAGCCAUGGAAGCUCGACUUGUCCGUGACGAGCUCGUCAAAUGCCACCGGCAUGAGGGUGUCAACCACCUGGAGAACUGCAGAUGGCUCUCGGAUAAAUAUAUUUCGAUGCUUAAGGAGAACAAGGUCAAGGGCUACAAAAAGAUUGAUGUCUAGAUUGUCCUAGUGCUUCUUAGAAUGACCAUUCAAACUGCACAACAUCUAUCGAUGUUCCAUUGGUGUUAAGUGGGCCGUGGAACAACAUGUGGGACACUUCAAUACGCUGCACGCCGCAAAGUGGAUUACCACUCCUGUAUAAAUUACCCAAUAGGAUGCAAAUA